CCCCCCCCCUCCCAUACCGCACACGCCUCCUCUUCCUCUCUUGCACCUGUUCCACUCAGUCUCGCAGGAGUUGAAGCCUCUCGACGAGCUCGCGCGUGUCCCCUCAUUGUUCGGUACGGCGGCGUCGCGAGCGAUGACUUCGACGUACAACCUGGAUUUCCACCCUCUGACCGAGAGCCGGUUACUGAGUUCGGGCGACGCCAUCAACGGCAACAAGAUGAACGGGUCGCUGGAGCACUUGGACCAGCCGGACCCAGACACCAUUAAGAUGUUUGUGGGCCAGAUCCCACGCUCUUGGUCCGAAACGGAGCUGAAGGAGCUGUUUGAGCCCUUUGGAGCUGUGCACCAUAUCAACAUCCUCCGCGACCGCUCCCAGAACCCCCCCCAGAGCAAAGGAUGCUGUUUUGUAACUUUUUAUACAAGAAAAGCCGCAUUGGAUGCCCAGAAUGCACUGCACAACAUAAAGACCUUAAGUGGGAUGCAUCAUCCAAUCCAGAUGAAGCCUGCAGACAGCGAGAAAAACAGCGCCGUGGAAGACAGAAAACUCUUCAUCGGGAUGGUUUCGAAGAAGUACGGGGAGAACGAGGUCAGGAUGAUGUUCUCGUCUUUCGGGCAGAUUGAGGAGUGCAGAAUUCUCCGGGGUCCAGACGGCCUCAGCAGAGGCUGUGCGUUUGUCACAUUUGCUACCAGGUCAAUGGCACAGAAUGCAAUCAAAACCAUGCAUCACUCUCAGACUAUGGAGGGUUGUUCCUCCCCCAUGGUGGUGAAGUUUGCCGACACACAGAGGGAUAAGGAGCAGAGGCGCCUGCAACAACAGCUAGCACAGCAGAUACAGCAGCUCAACAGCGCCUCCACCUGGGGCAACCUGGCGGGCCUGGGGGCUCUCACACCACAGUACCUGGCCUUGCUCCAACAGGCUACAUCUGCUGGUAGCCAGAGCAGUUUCAGUGGUCUUCAGAGGCUGGGAAGUGUCAAUCCUCUGCAGCUGCAGAAUCUGGCCACGCUAGCUGCUGCCGCGGCUGCCGCUCAUACCUCUAGCAGUCCCUCCUCCACUAAUCCCUUAUCUGCCAAUGGUGGAGCUCUAGGAGCUCUGGCUAGUCCAGCUGGUACAGCAGCGGGCUCCAGUGCAGGUGCUGCUAUGAACACAUUGGCAUCCCUGGGAACUCUGCAGGGUCUCACUGGGACCUCUGUCGGCCUCAACGCUCUCACCAGCAGUGUCAGCGGUAUGGGGGCCAUGAACGGAGGCCUAGGGGCCUCCAUGGCCAACGGUUCAGGGGCCAGCUCCAUGGACGCCCUGACCCAGGCCUACUCAGGGAUGCAGCAGUACACUGCCUCCGCCCUGCCCUCCCUCUACAGCCAGUCUCUGCUGCAGCAGAGUGCUGCGGGCAGCCAGAAAGAAGGGCCAGAGGGGGCCAACCUGUUCAUUUACCAUCUACCCCAGGAGUUUGGGGACCAGGACAUCCUGCAGAUGUUCAUGCCUUUUGGAAAUGUGGUCUCUGCCAAAGUCUUCAUCGACAAACAGACCAAUCUGAGCAAGUGCUUUGGGUUUGUCAGCUACGACAAUCCGGUGUCAGCGCAAGCCGCCAUCCAGGCCAUGAACGGCUUCCAGAUCGGCAUGAAGAGGCUGAAGGUUCAGCUGAAACGCUCAAAGAAUGACAGCAAACCCUACUGAUACUACCCCCCAUAUCCCCCAGCUCUCAUGUUAGCCCUGCUAGGAACAAAUCUCCAUGCCUGUUUGCUCAUCAUUAGCCUAGCAUGUCUUCAUGGUGUUGAAAGCCAAGCCAAUCUCCUGGCCUCAUCAUCCUACCAUUGUCUGUGGUGUCUCUCUAAGCUCGCCUGACCAAUACCUGGCCACCCACUGACCCUUGACCUUAGCGCAACCUGAUUUCUGCAUGUAUAUUCCUUUGUUUUACUGAGAAAAAAGAAAAAACCCAAAAAAAAAAAAAAAAAAACAAAAUGUGACCGGUGGGUGGGAGAUCAAUCAAUGUGAAAACUUAGCUAUGUUCAAUUCAUUUAAGAGACUUUUUAGCAAAUGUCAAAAAGCCUGUGGUAUUUUUUUUUUUUAAAUUUGACUUUUGCUUGUUCUUUUUUUAUGUUGCUUACUUUUUACCUCUCAGUAAAGUUAACUUGAAAGUUGAAUACAGGGAUUGUGGCACACAGCUGUGCUAUUUGGUGCCAUUAGCAAUAUGUUGGCUUCUAAAACAAAUAUCGACCACUUUCCAACACUUUUGAAACUGAUCUGAAAAACCCCUCAGUGCUCUCUAAUGGUUUAUACAUUUUGCGGGCAGAGCAAAGAUUUUCACCGAGGCUGUUAAAAAAACAAAAUAAUAAAAAAAAUACCUUUUUUUUUUGUUUGUUUUCCAUUUAUGAAAAUAUCCAGUGUAUCUUGACUUUUUUUUUUCCCUCUUUCAAAAAUAUUGACGGCACAAUAAAAGGGUACAUUUGCUCUGUCUAGAGAAAUGAAUACCUUCAUGAGUCAACUUUUUUAGAACUGAUUCACAACUAGACAAUCUGUGGUUUGAAUGCACACUUAGAUUACCUAUAUUUUAUACCAUUGAAUCUAUAGAAGUUUAACUAACAGAAACCCACGCAAAAUUUUGGGGUUUUUUUGUAGAUUACGUUGUAAUGUCAUCUAUGUCAAAAGGGGAAAGGGGGGGGGGUCUUCAGUGUAUCACAUUUUUUAAAGACGACUAAAAUCAGUUUGCUUGAUCAACACAGCCUUUUUAAGUGUCAUUUCUAGUAAAGUUAAAUGCGUACUUAAAUCCA
This is a messenger RNA of Lampris incognitus (smalleye Pacific opah), 2766 nucleotides long. RefSeq names its product CUGBP Elav-like family member 2. Gene Ontology annotation, biological process: mRNA splice site recognition; regulation of alternative mRNA splicing, via spliceosome. The record is from RefSeq and is a predicted model, not a curated record. NCBI's taxonomy places the organism in Eukaryota, Metazoa, Chordata, Actinopteri, Lampriformes, Lampridae. Gene Ontology annotation, molecular function: mRNA 3'-UTR binding. Bases 134 to 1672 code for a protein of 512 amino acids. Gene Ontology annotation, cellular component: ribonucleoprotein complex; cytoplasm; nucleus. The transcript is spliced from 14 exons.